Pisolithus orientalis is the source of this 5119-nucleotide messenger RNA. RefSeq lists its product as uncharacterized. The record is from RefSeq and is a predicted model, not a curated record. The transcript is spliced from 4 exons. Bases 242 to 5119 code for a protein of 1625 amino acids. Gene Ontology annotation, molecular function: protein binding; GTP binding. NCBI's taxonomy places the organism in Eukaryota, Fungi, Basidiomycota, Agaricomycetes, Boletales, Pisolithaceae.
CCAUGACCCAGAUACACGAAGCUAUAUAACGACUUGAAAGAUGUCUACAAUCGUUUGAGGCAGGAUUCCAGCCGGGUUUGCAAGUAAGGUGCUCCGGCAGUAGUAACCAUGAUGCACUACCCACUGGAAUGAGCGCCAAGGGCGGUGCCGGACGAGACGCUCAGGGGCGCACGAGCGUCAUUCUUCUAUCUCGCCUUCGCACUGCUCAACCGACACUUCAGUACUUGUCGUUUACCAGAUAAUGUCCCUGUUUCCCUGGUCUCGACAGACUAAGGCCGCGAAGGUCAUUUCACCAACAGAUACCAUAGUGUUCAUCAUAGGCCCUUCAGGCUCGGGAAAGAGUCGGUUUUUUGAUAUCCUUUUACAAAUCGCAAAGUCUCAUAUUUCGCUCCAUGGUGGACGGAAAUCCCCUACAACGGAGGUUUAUGCGGAAAGGUGCCGUUUCGAGGGAGACGAAAGAGACAUCGUCCUUGUGGACACGCCGUCCUUUUACACUAACACUGGCGGGGAAGAGAUUUUGAAAAAAUGGAUAGAUUCAAAUUUUACUGCGUUUUCCAAGGCAUCUGGGAUUCUGUACAUGCACAGUGUCGAAUCAAACCCGGACGAUGCAGACAUGAGGGUAUCGAAGCACUUCGAAGCAUUCUGGCGUGCUUGCCCUCGAAAUCUUGGCCCUAGCGCCGGGCAUAUCGUGCCCACAAUAUUUUCGCGGGCGGGGCUAACCGCUCAGGAUUUCGGAGCAUUAAUGGCACAGCUGCGACAUCAGGCAAAUGUCGUAGGUGCAUCGAUGCUCAGGAUAGUGUUCGACGGAGCACCCGUCAUGGCGCGGCUCAUUAUCCAGGAGUUUUUAAACUGCUUAGGACGAAGGAAGCGCCCGUUCGGGCGGAGAUCCAAGGAGUUUAAAGAAAAGCGCUGGCUUGAGUUGGGGCCCCCGUUCUUGAAGGACGCGAAGAAAGCGGCCCUAGACAAGAUUACCCUCAAGCGGCUUGCAUUGGAGAGUGCUCCAGUAGGACAUCCAGACCGUCGCUCAGCUGUCAUCAGCCUUGCUGAUGCAAUCUCUGAGUGGUACGGAAAGGAAGGGAUCAAGGCCGAUUUAGACGAGAUAAUCUGCCUGCGGCGUAUUGUGCUGGAAGUUACUCCUCCACAGCACCGGGAACACUUUGCAUCCUUGGUCAGCCUUGCGAAUUUCCUUGAGGAGCGAUACCGGAGGGAACAUAUCCCAGACGACCUGAUGGAAAUUAUCACACUCCGACGUGCUGCAUUGAAAUUGGCUCCUUUGGGGCAUCCAGAACGUCGUUCGUCUCUAGUCAACCUCGCAGAUUACCUGGGUGGGAGAUGCCAGAGGGAGAGCUCCACGGAAGAUUUGAGCGAGGCCAUCAUUCACCAACGUGCUGCCCUAGAACUCACGCCCCCAGGACACCCAGAGCGCUUGGCAUCACUCAACUGCCUCAUAAAUCUUCUGGACAAGCGAUUCACGGAGAAGGACUCAAUGAAUGAUUUGACGGAAAUGAUCACACUCCGGCGUGCUGCCUUGGUACUCACUCCGCCGUGGCAUCCACAUUACCGUCUGUCUCUGGUCCGCCUUGCGAGUUGCCUAGACCAGCGAUACCGGAUGGAGCUGGCUAUGGAAGACCUGACGGAAAUCAUUAACCUCCAACGUGCUGCGCUAGAACUCAGUAGCCCGUGGUAUCCAGAACAUCUUGCGUCCCUUGUCAGCCUCUCAGAUAGCCUGGACGAGCGACUUCAGAGGGAGCAUGCCAUGCAAGGUGACACUGAAAUCAUCACUCACCGACGUGCUGUAUUGGAACUCAUUCCUCCACGGCAUCCACAACGCCUUGUAUCUAUUGUCAAGCUCGUGAAUUUCCUGGAUGAGCGAUUUAGGAAGGAGGAUCUCGUGAAAGAUCUGACGGAAAUCAUCAACCUCCGACGUGCUGCGUUGGAAGUUAUUUCACCAGGGCAUCCAGAUUACUCUGGGUUUCUCCUCAAACUCGCGAAAGCCCUAGGCGAGCGGUUCAAGAAAGACGGCGGCAUAGAAGAUUUGGCGGAGCUCAUUGCCCUUCGACGUGCUGCACUGAAGCUCACUCCUCCGGGUGAUCCGGAACGGCGAACUUUUCUCCUCAACCUUGCGAAUUACCUAGAGGAGCGAUUCAGGAGAGAUGGUUGCAUGGAAGAUCUGAUGGAGCUCAUCUCCCUUUACCGUGCCGUGCUGGAACUUACGUCCCCAAAGGAUCCAGAACAUCUUCCAUCUCUCGCCAGACUCGCGACUUACCUGGAUGAGCGAUUCAGGGGGGGAAGUGCUAUGGAUGAUUUGAGAGAGAUCAUUGCCCUUCGUCAUGCUAUGCUGGAGCUCAUGCCCCCAGAGGAUCCAGAAUAUCUGCCGUCUCUUGCUAAACUCACGAGAUAUCUGGAGGAACAAUUCAGGAUGGAUGGUGCAGCUGAAGAUGCCAUGGAAAACCUCGCAUCUCAACGCGUUCUGUUGGAAUGCGCUCCCUCGCAGCAAUCAGACCGCCGCUCAGCUCUUGUCGGUCUUGCCGAUGCACUUUCUGAAAGAUUUUGGGACAAACGGGAGAAAGUUGUUUUAGAUGUGAUAAUCACCGUUGUACGGGGUGUGCUGAAAUCCACUCCUCCGGAACAUCCAGAACACUUUGCCUCUCUCAUCAUCGCUGUGAAUUACCUGGACCAGCGAUAUAACAAGGAGAGCGCCGUGAAGGAUUUGAUGGAAAUCAUCACUCUUCGACGUGCCAUAUUGGAAUUCACUCCCUCAGAGAAACGUCUGGAGGCUCUCGUCAACCUCGCGAACAACCUGGACGAGCGGUUUAGAAAGGAGGGCGCCAUGGAAGAUUUAAUGGAAGCCAUAAUCCACCGACGUGCGGCAUUGGAACUCAUUCCACCGGGGCAUCCGGAACACCUCGCGUCUCUCGCCGGCCUUGCAAACAACCUGGACGAGCGAUUUAGGAGGAAGGGUGCUAUGGAAGAUUUGACGGAAGUCAUUACUCUCCGACGUGCUGUGGUAGAAUCCACUCCCUCAGCAGAACGCCUGGUGGCACUCGUCAACCUCAUGAAUAACCUAGAUGAGCGAUUUAGGAAGGAGGGUGCUAUGGAGGAUUUGACGGAGAUCAUCAUCCUCCAACGUGCUGCACUGAAGCUCAUUCCGCAAGGGCAUCCUCGACGCCGUGUGUGUCUGACGGACCUUGCGAAUAACUUGGAUGAGCGAUUUAGGAGGGAGCGCGCUAAAGAAGAUUUGACAGAAAUCAUUACCCAUCGACGUGCUGCAUUGGAACUCAUGCCGCCAGGGCAUCCAGGACGCCUUGCGCCUCUCGUCGCCCUUGUGGACUUUCUGGACAAGCGAUUCGAAAGCGAGAGUACCUUGACGGACCUAGAAGGAAGGAUCUCUCUCCGACGAGUUAUCUUAGAGUGCACUUCUCCAGCCUCUCCCGAUCGAUUCAUGUCUCUAGUCAACCUUGCAACCUGCCUUCGUGAAAAAUACCAGAGACUGGGUGUGGAUGCGGACGCGGAACUGGAUGAAGCUAUCAGACUUGCGCAGGAUGCGGUGGCACUCUGUCCUCCGGAACAUCGAUUAUCAGCUCGAGCAUGCCUUGCGAACUGUAUCGAACUGAAAAUCAAGAAACGGGACUCACCAGUUGUCACCCCUAACUCUGAUAUCAAACAAAUGAUCUCGAACAUCGUUGACGAAACCGUUAUCCCACUGCGAUUGCUGAACACAGAAACUGGAGCCCUAUGCGAUCGGGAUGCACAGAUGUUGCGUUUCGAGCGUAGUGAUCUAUACAGUGAACUACUCUCGUCGGUCUCUAUGUUGGAUGACCGGAAACUGGAAGCCCUGGUCCGGAAGGCUGUCUCGAAAUUCUUUCGGUACGCCAUGAUGUCUCAUAGGUGGGGAAGGGGUGAACCAUUACUCUGCAACAUGCGAGAUACAAGCAUCUACUACUUGCCUAGUGGUGACGGGGUCGUGAAGCUCCAGAGCUUUUGUCUUCUUGCCUUUAGGCAAGGUUUUUUGUGGGCGUGGAGCGAUACGUGCUGCAUCGAUAAAGGCAGCAGCGCGGAGGUGCAAGAGGCCAUUGGGUCCAUGUUCUCUUGGUACCGUCGGGCAGCUCUGACGAUCGUGUACCUGUCAGACGUGCCCGACAGAGCCUCAUUCACCAACAGCGUGUGGUUCAAACGAGGUUGGACCCUCCAGGAGUUGCUGGCUUCUCCCUCGGUCUUGUUUUAUAUGCCCGACUGGACACUCUACAUGGACAGCGCAUCAUCGAAUCACAAAGCAGAUGUCAGCGUGCUUGAGAAGCUCCGAAGCGCUACAGGCAUAGCCGAUGGGCAUCUCAGGAACUUCCGCCCCGGUAUGGAUGAUGCAAGAUCGAGGCUCCAAUGGGCGUCAGCACGUCGUACCACCAAACCGGAAGAUAUUGCCUAUUCGCUUUUUGGAAUUUUUGACCUCCACCUACCAGUUCUAUAUGGAGAGUCUGCGGAGAAAGCCCUGGGACGUCUUUUAGCGGAGAUCAUUUCACAGUCGGGAGAUGUUUCAGUUUUGGACUGGGUUGGACAGCGGUCAACUUUCCAUAGCUGUUUCCCUGCCACGCUCAGGCCGUAUCAGACUGUGCCCUACAUGCAAUCGACCCCCGGUAAUCCUGCCGGACGGAGCGACAUUAGUAUGAAACGGGUGUGGAAGCUGUACAGAACCAUCGUCAAGUUACCGCGCCCCCGUUUCGUCAACCGCAGGCUUGCGUUACCUUGUUUCCGUUACCCAAUUACAGCAGUCAAACUAUUAGGACCGUCAUACGACUCUUCGCGUCACGAAUAUGAAAUCUAUGCAUCUGAUCUGAAGCCUCUCCGAGUCACGAUUUCGGUCGACCUCCAGGAAGGUUCAGGCAGUCACUUGCCAUACACUCUCAUUCGUCCUUGGGAUCCAAAAUGGUUGCUUCCCGGAGCGAAGGACAGCGCUGUAUGGAUGCUACUGGAGCGCUUUGAGCAACCAUUCCAUGCGCUUCUGCUCAAGACGUUGCCUCACAACGAGUACACCAGGAUCGCAUCUGAUUGCAAAAUCAUCGCUCACGCUCAGGGCUCAGCCAGUAUCAUUAACAACGAGCCUGAAGUACUGGAAAUUGUAUAA